Schistosoma bovis is the source of this 2817-nucleotide messenger RNA. The record is from the annotation of a GenBank genome assembly. Lineage: Eukaryota; Metazoa; Platyhelminthes; Trematoda; Strigeidida; Schistosomatidae.
AUUGGCCGAAGGUCGUCGGUAUGGCAUAGUUUUGUCGCCGUUUCGGUUCUUGAUGUUAGUACUUGUCGUGGAGUAUUGUUAUUUGUUUCGCCUAUUGUCAGAUGUAUAGCAAUUUCCUUCACAGAUCCACAACACUACAAUGACGUGUUCAUGGAGAAACGGCAAGUUUGGUGUGGUUAAUGCAGAAUUAUGUACAACGUCCCAAGCAAUCAACAAAGAAGAAAUAAAUGAGAUAUUCCGUUUAAAAAUAGAGGAGGACUAACGGGGAAAUGCCCCAAAACUCUCCUUUUUACCUCCUGUCGUUAGGCCUGUUCUUAAGUUGUGGCUUGGUAAUUUUCAGUAAAUACCAUUUCUUUUAGUUUUUUCCGUUAGUGACAUUGUCGCUAACUCAGUUUUACAAUGUUUACCCAUUUCUUAUAAAUGGGCCUUCCUAUGAGUUACCUAGUCUAACUAUUCAACUAGAACUAUGUGACCGAUUUACGGCCUCUAUUCAGGCUAAUAUUUUGAGGCACCUACAAAUUUCUAUUUGGAUAUUUAGUGAAAAGCAUGUUUCCUAUUUUAUGCUAUUUAAAGUGUAAUAAUAUGACGACUUAUAUUUUCCUGUCGUUAUUGUUAACCAGUCAGCGUCUGUUGACAUGUGCGACGUGUAUGGAUCGGUACGACGACGUCAUCUAGUCAUAAGCUUUAGCGAAAAGAAUGUAUAAAUUGAUAAGUUUGUGGUUCAUUAUACAUAAACAGUAUUGUCGAAUUUUAAAAGUGGGUUUGUUGUGAAGCCUUUCUUUACUGAAUUAGUUCUUUCUUGUGACUUUAGUUACGACUGAUUCUACCGUAAAAUGUCACAUACAUGCAUAGGAUCAAUCCCAAUUGUUUACAGUCAUUUAGUAGCGUCUGAAUACAGUGAUGAUCUGAAGAGUAAAAAAGGUACAAUUCUUGUCAAUCGUUAGUUGAAUUGGUAAUUUUUACACUUUACGAAGUCACCAUUCUUGUAAUUAGUUUUCAGAAUUUUUGACAAACCGGUUUGUGCACAUGGGCAGUAUCGUAGUUCACACACAAACCAAGUGACUUGUGUGGAGCAUAUGAAUUCGGCGUCCGAUUGCGUCGAUAUUUCUGUUCAAAUAAAUAAAUUCACAAACAUUAUCAUUCUGAAUAUAACGAAAUACACACGCUUAUAGUUUUAAUUUCGAACUUCCUUUGUAGAACAUGGUUGAAAAGACUGAAGAUUUUAAGAACUCAUUAACAAGCUUGGUUAACGAUUUAGGGUACAUUCUGUCUGAUAGUUUGCGGCAAGUGGAUGGCGAUUUCGAUUUUGAGAUGUCUGUCACUACAACAUGUGAUCUCGACACUCGACUCAUGCUGAUGCUUGACAAGAGUAUGAUGCCUGAGUCUAACACAGACAAUUUCAUACCUGUUGAGAAUGACUGGGUGAAGUUUGCCGCAACGGCCUCUGCAUAUGUCUACAGAAAUGUUGGUGAAUCGGUUUCCAAACCUCUUCGAAGAUGGCUGGCGAAUGCUGCCAGUGCUGCGAUUCUCGCUGGUCUACUUGCAGAACUGCCCGAGUCGUCGGAUUCAGAUGGAAAAAAUACUUCUGAUGAAGAGACACCUGUCGAAAAUGUCUCCACACCUGACGGAGUAGUGGAGCAUCGUCAAGAUGGUGCCUGGUACUAUGGCUGUUGGACCGUUGACAAUCUUGCCAGCAGUUGUGAAAUGAUGAAUGUGAUCGAUGUUGAAAUGACAGAUGCAUGUAUUCGAGUGAUGAUUGCUGCUGUUGUUAAUUAUUUUCAGGAGAACAGAUUCGCUCCAUGUGGUUUGUUGAGAGACAGUUAUGCAAGUGCGAUACUGAGAAGUGAUCUAAUGGAUAGGUAUGGGUUAACAAACGAACAUGAUAAAAUCGAAGCGAUGCGUAUUACUGGUAGUUGGGUCUCGAAACUGUAUGUGUUUCACAUGGCAACGAAGCAUCGUGAUUUGGAACACCCAAUCAGACCUAUAAAUAAUGUUGGUUUGGUGCGUCCUCUGAAACUAGAUAUCAGUCAGUAUUUCGAGGACUUGACAGCUAGAUUUAUCCGUACACGAAUCGCACAUCAGAUUGCCAGUCGAAUGGUGCGAUCUGUGUGUAUUUUGUUUUUCGAAGAUUUGAAUGAAUUGAUUGAGUUGCGGAAGCUGUACCGUCAAAUAUCCAGUGAUCCAUUUUAUUAUCACACUGACUGUGAAUAUUUGACGAAAUCAUCUGGACCGUCAGUCAGUGACAAGAUGAGUAGUAUAUUUGGUCGAUUGGUUACCUAUUUGAGUGUUUUUGAGCCGAAUAGUGAACUGUUUGAUUAUCCACAGUUGAAGAUGAAUGGUAAAACUCGCGAGCAACACUAUAAUGAUUACAGUAAGAAUUGGAAGGAGAUGCUGGAGAUAAUUUAUGCAGGGUUGUAUAUGCCAAGUGAAAGUGUAGUUAUGGAACUACUUAAAAGAUACCAUUUUACAGAAAAUUUGCCACAAAAUGAAGAACUUUUGAUAGAAUGUUGGAAUGAAUAUGGUGUCGAUUCAAAUAUAUGGGGUGAUAUUUCAACCAUUGAUCAUUUGUAUUCAUUGGUAACUCAAGGAUUGGAAGAAGAUUCUGAAGACGAUUCAUGAAGAGUUGUAUGUGCCAAAAGGAAGUGGAGUAUUGAAUAUACUUAAAAGUAGAUGCAAGAUUCCAGAAAAUAUUCCACAGAAUAAAGAACUUUUGAUAGAAUGUUGGAAUGAAUAUGGUGUCGAUUCGAAUAUUUCUCAUUAUAUCGAACUCAUAAAUCUUUUGUAUUCAUUUACUACUCAAAAUUAAAACUUUGCUAC